This is a messenger RNA of Hibiscus syriacus, 540 nucleotides long. RefSeq lists its product as uncharacterized. Bases 1 to 540 code for a protein of 179 amino acids. The transcript has a single exon. Lineage: Eukaryota; Viridiplantae; Streptophyta; Magnoliopsida; Malvales; Malvaceae. Gene Ontology annotation, molecular function: enzyme inhibitor activity. The record is from RefSeq and is a predicted model, not a curated record.
AUGCAACACCCACCGGCUUAUGCUCCAACAACUGCCUCAGCCCCAGUUCCGGCGCCAUCGCCACAGCCGCCGACGGUGGCUUCGAAUCCUCAGAUCAGAAGCCUAUGUGAACAAACUUUUGAACCCGAUCUUUGCUUAGCCUCCAUUGCGCAAUUCUUCAAUGGUCAAACCGACCUACAAUCCCUGACCGUGAUGCUGAUAAAAACCAUGGCCGAGCGAACCAAAGGGGCGAUUACCGCCGCAACAGAGAAGGCCGCCGACCCUAAAUACUCCCAUGAUCCGAUGAUAGUGUCGGGACUCGAAGCCUGCCGUGAACUGUACGGCGACGCUUUGAAAGCUUUGAAACAAGCCAUGGAUAAUAUUCCGAUUCACGAAAUCGACACCGCCGAAGAAUUUGUUAUUAAUGCCGAGGAUGAUUACGAUAAAUGUGACUCUGGUUUUACGACGCAGCCGGACGGAGUGUCUCCGAUGGCGGAGAUUAAUGAAGAACUUGGAGAUCUUGGUGACAUUGUCCUUGACUUCGCUUAUAUGAUUUAUUGA